Messenger RNA from Anolis carolinensis (green anole), 5477 nucleotides. RefSeq names its product cleavage and polyadenylation specific factor 2 (gene cpsf2). Gene Ontology annotation, molecular function: RNA binding. Bases 173 to 2524 code for a protein of 783 amino acids. Gene Ontology annotation, cellular component: mRNA cleavage and polyadenylation specificity factor complex. Gene Ontology annotation, biological process: mRNA 3'-end processing by stem-loop binding and cleavage. NCBI's taxonomy places the organism in Eukaryota, Metazoa, Chordata, Lepidosauria, Squamata, Anolidae. The transcript has 15 exons. The record is from RefSeq and is a predicted model, not a curated record.
CUCUGUUUCUUCCCGGACCAAAAUGGCGGCGAUUGAGGGGCGGGCGCUGUGUGGUUGGGAACAGGCCUGCUUCUCUCCCGGCCCGGGUUUUUAAUAGGUUUAGAGCCCUGGCAUUAACAAGGGGCUUUUAUGCACAGUUGUGAUUUUUAGUAAGCACAUUUGGGAAGGCAGAAUGACAUCAAUUAUCAAGCUAACCACCCUUUCAGGGGUGCAGGAGGAAUCAGCUCUCUGUUAUUUACUUCAAGUAGAUGAGUUUCGCUUUCUAUUGGAUUGCGGAUGGGAUGAAAAUUUUUCUAUGGACAUCAUUGAUUCUUUGAGAAAACAUGUUCAUCAGGUUGAUGCAGUACUUCUGUCACAUCCAGAUCCUUUACAUUUGGGUGCACUUCCAUACGCAGUAGGAAAAAUGGGUUUGAAUUGUGCUAUUUAUGCAACUAUUCCAGUGUAUAAAAUGGGCCAGAUGUUCAUGUAUGAUCUCUACCAGUCACGGCACAAUACAGAAGACUUCACGUUGUUUACCCUGGAUGAUGUGGAUGCAGCUUUCGAUAAAAUACAACAACUGAAAUUUUCUCAGAUUGUCAAUUUGAAAGGUAAAGGACAUGGUUUGUCUAUCACACCAUUACCAGCAGGCCAUAUGAUAGGAGGCACCAUUUGGAAGAUAGUUAAAGAUGGAGAAGAAGAAAUAGUUUAUGCAGUUGAUUUCAACCACAAGAGGGAAAUCCAUCUGAAUGGAUGUUCCCUGGAAAUGUUAAGUAGACCUUCCUUGCUUAUCACGGAUUCCUUUAAUGCUACCUAUGUACAACCGAGGCGGAAGCAAAGAGAUGAACAACUGCUGACAAAUGUCUUGGAAACACUUAGAGGUGAUGGGAAUGUCUUAAUAGCUGUUGAUACUGCAGGCAGAGUUUUGGAACUUGCCCAGCUGCUUGAUCAAAUAUGGAGGACAAAAGAUGCCGGCUUAGGUGUCUACUCUUUAGCACUUUUAAAUAAUGUCAGCUACAACGUUGUGGAGUUUUCAAAAUCACAGGUGGAAUGGAUGAGUGACAAGCUGAUGAGAUGCUUUGAAGAUAAGAGGAACAAUCCUUUCCAGUUUCGUCAUCUCUCUCUGUGUCAUGGACUUUCAGAUUUGGCUCGAGUUCCUAGUCCCAAAGUUGUCCUUGCCAGCCAACCAGAUUUGGACUGUGGGUUUUCAAGGGAUCUCUUUAUACAGUGGUGUCAGGACCCUAAAAACUCUAUCAUUUUGACCUAUAGAACAACUCCUGGGACACUGGCACGAUUUCUUAUAGAUAACUCCUCUGAAAAGGUUAUUGACAUGGAGUUGAGGAAAAGGGUUAAACUGGAAGGAAAGGAACUUGAAGAAUACCUGGAGAAAGAGAAACUUAAAAAAGAAGCAGCUAAAAAGUUGGAACAGUCAAAAGAAGCGGAUAUUGAUUCCAGUGAUGAAAGUGAUGCAGAAGAGGAUAUCGAUCAGCCAUCGGUUCAUAAAACUAAACACGACCUGAUGAUGAAAGGAGAAGGAAACCGGAAAGGAAGCUUCUUCAAACAGGCCAAAAAAGCAUAUCCUAUGUUUCCAGCUCCAGAAGAGAGAAUUAAAUGGGAUGAAUAUGGAGAAAUUAUCAAACCUGAAGAUUUCCUUGUUCCAGAACUGCAGGCAACAGAGGAAGAAAAAAACAAAUUAGAAUCAGGGCUUACCAAUGGAGAAGAACCUAUGGACCAGGAUUUAUCCGAUGUUCCUACUAAAUGCGUUUCCACAACAGAAUCAAUGGAAAUAAAAGCUCGGGUUACAUAUAUCGAUUAUGAAGGUCGGUCAGAUGGAGACUCCAUUAAAAAAAUCAUUAAUCAAAUGAAGCCGCGGCAAUUGGUCAUUGUCCAUGGGCCACCUGAAGCCAGUCAGGAUCUGGCGGAGUCCUGUCGAGCUUUUGGUGGAAAGGAUAUUAAAGUUUACGUGCCCAAACUUCAUGAAACAGUUGAUGCAACCAGCGAGACUCACAUAUACCAGGUUAGGUUAAAAGAUUCUCUCGUCAGUUCCCUUCAGUUUUGUAAAGCGAAAGAUGCUGAACUGGCAUGGAUAGAUGGAGUCUUGGACAUGCGGGUAUCCAAAGUGGACACUGGGGUGAUUUUGGAAGAAGGGGAACUAAGGGAUGAUGGCGAAGACACAGAAAUGCAAGUGGAGACUUCCUCUUCUGAAACCAGUACUGUAGCACAGCAGAAGGCCAUCAAGAGUCUCUUUGGAGAUGACGACAAAGAAAUAUGUGAGGAGAGUGAGAUCAUUCCUACUUUGGAGCCCUUGCCUCCCAACGAGGUUCCUGGCCAUCAAUCUGUCUUCAUGAAUGAGCCCAGGUUGUCUGACUUUAAGCAGGUUCUUCUUCGAGAAGGAAUUCAAGCUGAAUUUGUAGGAGGGGUCCUUGUAUGUAAUAACUUAGUGGCUGUUCGCAGGACUGAAACGGGUCGGAUUGGAUUGGAAGGCUGUCUCUGUGAAGACUUCUAUAAAAUUAGGGAUCUUUUAUAUGAACAGUAUGCCAUUGUCUGAAGGAGAACUGUAAAUAUGAUACAUAAGGACAUUAUAUUUUUGUGGAAAUGCUUCAGCACAUGUGUAUAAGGACCUAUAGUAGCCUUUACAAAAAGUUUCCAAUGGCAGACCUCAGCGAUGGAACAUGCUAGAGAUAAAGAGCCUCUACAGAAACGUUCUGUAUAUUUUGCCAAUUUUAUUUUUCAGAUCAAUUUUUUUGUUAGAGGGGAGUUGUUUCAUAGCAUUUUACAUGUAGAUUUUUGCAUUUGGUUUUUUUUGCGGGGGAGGAGGUGGAGAAAGCUGUUCUUUUUUGGAUUUGGUCUAAGUUGCAGUUGGUUUCUGCUAAACUUGAGUUAGGUUGAUCAAUUGUUAAACUACCCCAUUGAUGUCAAUACAUCAGGCUAAGUCUGGUUCCAGCCUUUCAAGGUUAUGUUUAAAAAAGCAAACUGUGUAUUUGUCAAAAACAGUUUUCUAAUUAAAAUAAUAUUCUUCUGUCCUUGGUUUUGUGGGGAAUUUACAGUCCUGGUUUGGUAAAAUCAGACUUGAUACAAUUUAGAUGACCUCAGUUUUGUGAUCAUAUGGUAUUAAUUAGCAUACAUCCAGGUUUUAAAGUCUAGGUUGUAGAUAACUAUCAGUGUGUCAUCUUUAAGUGUUUUGGAUAAUCAAAACAAUUUUUACUAAACUGGAUAGACACAUAAAAUUAUAAAGGUGCCCAAAGGAAAUGUGCAAAUGAAGAAGUGCUCUCUUUUGAACUGAAUGUAAUGUGGGGACUUUCUGUAAAUAAGCUGCACAAAUUUUAGCUAUUACCUGGAAAAUAUUUCUCUAUCAGUUCAGAAUUAUAUAUAAGUCUAGCUUCCUUAAGUAGUUGCCGCUGGUAGUUAUUUUGUGGCUUUUUCUUUAGUAACUCCAAGGAGAGUGAACUAAAAUCAAAGUAUUAUGAUUACUAGGUAUGUUUUCUCAUAAAACAAUGUUAAUAGACAGCAUCUAAUCCUGGGAUUACCUUGAAAACCCCUUUCUAUCAGGAAAACUGGAAAUAGGUUUCCACAUUCCCUCUCCAGCCUCAUCUCUCAAACCUAGUUACAGAGUUGGAAAACCUUUGGGAACAGGAUAUCUGUUACAUUAGGUGAAUAGUGAUGAACAUCCCAUGUGUAUGGAUUUAAGCCAUUGAUUUUACUUUUAGUUAUGAAGUCCUUGCUAUUAAUCACAGCUGUGUUUUUUUUACAUGAAAGGAAACUGAAAAUGGCACAAAAAUAACAUUAGAGGACUAAAAUUUAUACAAUAAUUUAUCUCAUCUUUUAAAUAGACAUUGAAGGGCAGCACCAUUAUUUCUAAAGUAUUUCAUAGAUAUAACAACUGCCCUACUGCUGAUAAAAAUGCUUUAUAUUUAGAAAACAUCUAUUUUAAUUAGAAUAGCAAAAGUGUAAUUUGAUUAAAGUGACAAGCUUAGGCAGAAUAAUAAUAAUAAUAAUCAUCAUCAUCAUCAUCAUCAUCUUUAUUUGUAUUCUGCCCCCUCUGCCCAAAGGGACUCGGGGCAGCUUACAACAACAAAUGAAUGCAGUAAAUAAUAUAACACAGACAAUAUUCACAUAUCACUUAAUACAACAAAAUAACACAAUAGUAUAAACAUGAGUAAAACGAGUUUCAAAGCUAUUUUGCCUUCUAAAAACAGUAGAAAUAUAAGCGCCGUUUAAAACCAGCUAAUUCCUACCAUCUAGAUAUCCAGGAUUGUGGGUUAUAUUUCCAACAGAAAUUCUUUUUACAUUUUAUUAGAGUUCAUUUGCAAUGGUUGUUAUUACUUGCUAUUACGGCUGGUUUCGACUUGGAGCAAAACUCUAUGAGCAAGAAACCUUUAAGAGCCCUAGUCUUCAACAGUCCUGCCUAAGUCUUUCAAACUCAGGGUUGUGGCUUCCUGAUUGAAUCAAUCCAUCUGUAAAGUGAUCUUCUCUUUUUCCUUCUGCAUUUCAUUUUAUCCAGCAUUCUUGUCUUUUAUAUCAAGUUAUGUAGCCUCAGGAUGUGUCCAAAGCCUCAGUUUAGUUAUUUUGGCCUCUAUGGAAAGCUCAGGCUUAAUUUGCUUUCAGGCUCAUUUAUUUGUCUUGUUGGCAGCUCAUGGUAUCUGUAAAAAUCCAGCUGCAUAUUCAAAAUUAGUUAUUUAUUUCCUAUCUGGCUUUCACAAACAUGGUACAUACAAAUCACGAAUACCAGGGCAUGGAUUAUUCUGACUUAGUAUUAAAUUAUAUAAUAUCCUAGAGGAACUUGCCUAACUCUUCCAUAGCUGCUCUUCCAGGUUCUGGUCAUCUUCUGAUUUUUUUUUCAUAUUCUGCUUGAUGAUUGAGCAAAAUAUUGGAAAUCUAUUUCAAUAUCUUCAUCACUGAUUUUUAAGUUAUGAUAUUAUUUUUGUUUUGUUACUAUUCAGUGGUAACCUUGAUUGGGUAGUUUUUUAAACUUUUGUUAGUAGUUAUCCAAGUAUUUGUUAUUUUCUGCUUUAUAAUAGAUGUGCUUACAGUAGAGUUCCGGUUAUUCGACAUAAACGGGCAGGCCAAAUGUCGAAUAACCAGAACUGACGGAUAAUAGGAAGGCCCUAUUAUCCCUCCCGGCAAGCCAGUUUGGGGAAGCACCCCGUGCACGCUGCUGUCUAGCAACAUGCAUGGGGUGCCUCCCAAGGCGCGAGUGUUCGCUGGAGAGACAGGGCUCGUUCCUGCGGCGAGCACUCAACUUAAGGAAGCCCCCCAUGCGCGCUGCUGUCUAGCAAUGUGCAUGGGGCAUCUCCAAAGGGCCUGGCACCUCGGAUAAUACGGAUGGUUGGAUAACCAGAAGUCGGUUAACCGGAACUCUACUGUACUUAUAUAGUUCUAUCUUACUUGAUAUUUUUUGAUGUUUCUUCAGUUUUGAUACCUCUUUCCUCAAAUCUAAUCAUUCUGUUAUGCUCUGCAUAUAAAUUAUACACAUAGGGUAAUUAAAAUGCAGUUUUAUCUGA